Messenger RNA from Diabrotica balteata, 3750 nucleotides. The record is from the annotation of a GenBank genome assembly. NCBI's taxonomy places the organism in Eukaryota, Metazoa, Arthropoda, Insecta, Coleoptera, Chrysomelidae.
AAAUAUAGAAACAACAAGAAGAAGUAUUAUAACCUAAUUUUUGCGUUUAAAAAUAAUUUCAAAUUUAUAUUUUUUAAUUGGAAAUACUAACUAUUACUUUGUGGCAUGAUUGCUACCUGUAAUAAAAGAAACACACCAAGAGCAUUUAAAAGAACGAAGUACAAAAUAUGUUGUCGUUAAAUAAUCAUAGACGUUACUUAUCUCCUAAAAGAUUUCCAACUGUAAUUCAAAAAUUAACAUAUAAAGAAUUUCUACCUAGUUCGAAGAAAAAAAUUUUCAUGCCCAAUCCGCAAAAACCAAAGUUUGUUAUUCAGGAUCUUCCAAAGUCAAAGCCCCAUUCAGAAAAGGUGUAUGGUCCUCGUAUAAAUAAACUAAAUAUACAAAUGUUAUCGAAAAAUAUUUACGAUCAAGUGUUUAUAGAGGGCUUCAAGGAUGCGAGUGAUCCACAAAUUAUUAAAAAAUGUCAGCAAGAUCUGGCAUCGAGAGAAAUGAAUACAAACGCAGAGGACUUUCAAAAAGAUGUUGAUUACAACAUUCCGCCUUUGGAAGGAAAAAACAUAUCAGACCACUUCAAGAUUAUUGGAGAGAACCAAGCUAAACCAUACAGGGAUCUUACGUUACUACUGUUAGAGUACUGUCCACUUCCACCUGAUUCCUGGUUAAUGCAACCUGGUUGGACCAGAUAUGUACCUGAAUGUGAACCACAGGCGGUAGCUUUUCCUUUGGAAGAGGCAUUCGUCUUUGAUGUUGAGGUGUGUAUGAUGGCUGGAAAAGCACCAACUCUAGCAACUGCAGUAAGUAACAAAGCAUGGUAUGGUUGGGUCAAUCCCUGUGUGCUAGAUGAAAGUGAAUCUCAAGAAACUGGCUUGAAAUUAUCAGAACAUCAAAUGAAGCCCAAGGUUGUAAUUGGCCACAAUGUUUCCUUUGACCGUGCGAGAAUAAAAGAACAAUAUUGGGUGAAUAAAACUGGUACAAGGUUCAUUGAUACAAUGAGUCUUCAUAUUUGUGUAGGAGGCUUGACUAGUUAUCAGAGAACUGUAAUGAAGUCACAAAAAUUCCAUGAUGAAGAUGAAUCUUGGAAGAACACUAGCUCUUUGAACAAUUUAGUGGAUGUAUAUAAAUUAUACUGUGGUAAAAAUCUCAAAAAAGAUUCAAGAGAUAUAUUUGUAGAUGGUACUAUGAAGGAUGUCCGUGACAAUUUCCAGACUGUCAUGGAAUAUUGUUCAAAAGAUGUCAUGGCUACUUAUGAAAUACUGAAACAUUUGUUUCCGAUGUUUUUGGAGAGAUUUCCGCAUCCUGUCACUCUAGCAGGUAUGCUGGAGCUGAGUAUCGCAUAUCUUCCAGUAAACUCGAACUGGUCAAGAUAUAUCGAAGACUCCGAACAAGCCUACGAGGACCUCGAAAACGAAGGCAAAAUUUUGCUAGCUAACAGAGCGAACCAGGCCUGUCAGUUGUUACAUAACGAAAAGUAUAAGGAAGAUUUAUGGUUGUGGGAUCAAGAUUGGAGCAUCAAAGAGAUCAAGAUGAAAGCUGCUAAACCGCCAAGGAAAAAGGACGUGGAGCAAUCACAGCCGGUAAAAGUGAAAAGACAUAAAGUCAUUGACGAUGAAGAGGAAGAUCCUCUGGAGGCCAAGUUUCAAAAGUUGUGGACCACAAAGGAUAAUUUGCCGGCAAUUAAAAGCGUUUUGCUGGGGUAUCCGAGUUGGUAUCGGAAAAUUGUGCAAAAAGCCUGAUUCGUCGUCUCAUUGGGUUCCUGGGCCGAAUUUGAUAAGUACGUCGAUGCAGAUCACGCCAAAACUGUUGUGUCUGACUUGGGAGGGCUACCCGUUACACUAUUUGAGAGACAAGGGCUGGGGUUUCCUAAUACCCUUCACAGACAACACAGAUAUCUCCAGAAAACUUCCUCUGAAGCAAUUAUUAGAGAAAUGUCCGUUAUUAAUAAGCAAAGACGGCGAUAACGCUGCUUUAGCAAUGGCGAACUUGUGCCAACAAGUCCAGGACAAUCUAUCGAAGAAGGAAUACUACAGCAGACUAAAGAAAGACAAAACCGAAGGCGUAUACAAAGGUACCGGCAUAUGGUGCAGCACCGAAGUGGAAGAUUGCUGCUGGUUCUUCAAGCUACCACACAAAGACGGCCCCUCUUAUAACGUCGGAAAUCCGCUCGCCAAAGACUUCCUAAACAAAUUUUCCGAAAACGUCCUGGUGGGUGACACCGAAAGUGCAGAACAAGUGCUCGAAAUAGCGAAGAAGCUGUCGUAUUGGCGAAACAACAGGAACAGGAUACUGGACCAGAUGGUGGUUUGGUUGGCGGAGGAAAAUUUGCCGAAUAAUCUGCGUGCUAAAGGUUACACUUUCGGAACUAUCCUGCCCCAAGUGGUGGUAAGCGGAACUUUGACUCGAAGAGCGGUAGAACCGACAUGGAUGACAGCUUCGAACGCUCAAUCUGACCGAAUCGGAUCUGAACUGCGAGCUAUGGUCCAAGCUCCUCCCGGUUAUAACAUCGUGGGAGCCGAUGUGGAUUCGCAAGAACUGUGGAUAGCGUCUAUUAUAGGGGAUGCUAGUUAUGCCAAGACACACGGAGCGACGCCGUUCGGUUGGAUGACUCUGAGCGGUAGCAAAUCGUCCGGUACCGACAUGCACAGCGUGACCGCCAAAGCUGUGGGCAUCAGCAGGGAUCACGCUAAAGUUAUAAACUACGCUAGAAUAUACGGUGCGGGACAGAGCUUCGCGGAACGGUUGCUGAAGCAAUUUAACCCUACAAUGUCCGAAGCUGAAGCUAGGAGUAAGGCGCAGAAGAUGUUUGCGUUGACCAAAGGGAAGAAGAUUUAUUAUUUGAGGAAAGAACACGUUUUGGAAUUUGUGGAUAAGCCGUACACGAAGUGGCAAGCGUUCGAAAUCGCUAAAGCUUGUGGAAAGACCGUAGAUGCUAUGUUUCUUAAAUCCAAAUGGACAGGAGGUACGGAAUCAGCCAUGUUCAACAGACUUGAAGAAAUCGCUAAUAGCGAUCGACCAGAGACUCCAUUUUUGCACGGUCGAUUGAGCAGAGCGUUGGAACCGAAAACCAAAUCGGAAGAUCAAUAUCUACCGACACGUGUGAACUGGGUCGUCCAAAGCGGAGCGGCCGAUUUUUUGCACCUCAUGUUGGUAUGCAUGAGGUGGAUAAUGGGAGACAAUAUAAGAUUUUGUUUAAGUUUUCACGAUGAAGUGCGCUAUUUGGUUCCGGAAGAAAAUAGAUACCAAGCUGCACUAGCUCUGCAUACUACUAAUCUUCUAACCAGAGCUUUUUGUGCCUACCAACUCGGAGUGCACGACUUACCUCAAUCGGUUGCGUUUUUUUCCUCCGUUGAGGUGGACAAAGUGUUGCGAAAGGAGUCCAAACAAGAUUGCGUAACGCCGUCAAACCCACACGGUUUGAGUAAAGGGUACGGCAUUCCGAACGGUGAAGCUCUGAACAUUUAUGAAGCUAUAGAUAAAGCUGGUGGUCGCUUUAAGUGUUGGUAUGGUAGUAGGUUUCAAGAUAAAAGGUAACAUCUAACUUUUUGCUACCUUAAUAUGAUGAGUGUGUACUCUACAACUCCCUACAAGUGCCUAAAUAAUCAAAGAAAAUUUCAAUAAGAAAAUACUAUACCAAAUACCAAAUUCUGGCACCGCAAUUGGAGAAUGACUUAAUUUUUCUAUGGUUAGAAGUAGAAAUUUUUAUCUGUAUAUAAAACGCUGUGAUACUUUUUGUUAAAUAUAAUAAAAUUACAU